This is a messenger RNA of Phytophthora sojae, 1101 nucleotides long. RefSeq lists its product as hypothetical. The transcript has 5 exons. Lineage: Eukaryota; Oomycota; Peronosporomycetes; Peronosporales; Peronosporaceae. The coding region runs from base 1 to 1101 and encodes 366 amino acids. The record is from RefSeq and is a predicted model, not a curated record.
AUGCGCCUGCGCUUCCCGAUCGUCUAUGAUCCGCGACGGGCGCGCCAGGACGUCACCGUGCGCGAGCUGACUGCGAACCUGCACGACUUGGAACGCCACCGCUGGGCGCAAGAGGAAGAGAUCCGCCGCCUUCAGACGGAAAUAGCCCUGCAAGCCGCCGAGAUCCAGGAUCUGGAUCGCCAACUGACACGCGCUCAGGCCCAUCUCGCGACUGCUAACGCCGAUGGUGAUCGACUGGACCACCAGCUCGAUCUCGCCGCGGCGGACAUUUCGGAUCUCCGAUCGCAGGCUUCUGGGCAAGAGCGCGAACUAGACGAGCGAGGUCACGUUGCGGCUGCGGCAACUCCGACCGUUCCGACCACUACGCCUCCCACUGGACCCACGCCCUCCCAGGAUCAACUGCAAGCUGCCCUCCUCUGGGUAAAUGAGGAGCUGGAUCUGAUGCGUACCGCCCGAGAUACCGCAAGAGACCAAGCCACCGCUGCCGUGAGAGACGUCGAUCAAGCUCAUCAAGACCGCGAUGCGGCACUCCGAGAGAAUGCCGAUCUCCGAUCGUGUCUCGAAAGUGCGGAACAGGUGAUACGGGCCCAAGACGCCCAAUUCCUCGACGUCCAGAACGCCUACGCUAUGUUGCGUCACACCAGCGAUCGAUCCAGCGAGGAUCUCAAGAAUGUGGCUGACACGUUGUCUCGCGUAGCCCGGUGGAUCGGGCUUCGUCAGUGCGCGCCGAUCACGCCUGGCCGUCGCAGCCGCAGUCGCUCAGGAUCUCCGGACUCUACCGGCCACAUCCACAAGCGUGCCCGAUCGGCGCCUCCACCCCGCAGUCGAUCUCAGAGUCGGUCGCCCGCUCGGUCUCCCUCGCCGUCCUUCUCGUUACACGGUAGUGAUGAGGAACUUCCGGCUGGGCAAGAGGGAUCGGACCAAGACGGGUCCGGCUCGCAACCUCGAUCUUCGCAGAGAAAUCAGUCGGAAGAGGGGGAGUCGUCUCCGGCUAGAUCUGCGGCCAACGAAGAAGGAUCCGAAUCGGAGGGGCCCAACCAAGAGACCGACGAAGAAGAAGACAAGUCGGAGGGGUCUGUCAGGAGGCGCUCGCAGCCUUAG